CGUUAAUAUUCAUACGGUGCUUGAAGUGGGCACGGCCCAUGCAGAGCACAGGGUACAGGGAAGAAGUCUUUGGUGCGGGGAGGGCUUUGCCGGGCUUGGUUCCGAGACCCGCCCUCUACCUGACCACAGCUCUCCCACUGCAGGGGUUCCUCUCUCCUGGUGGACCGUUUCCUGUUAGCUGCACCCUCCCCUCCCGUCCACGUUUCCCGCUGCUCCGAAGAUCGCCCGCCGUCCGAUCUCCUGAACAUGCCCCUCCCAAAGGACUACUGGAAGCCUUGGGGGACGCCCUUGCUUCUCAAAAGCCUGGCCGUCGUCCUGGCUUAUGUGUCCUGGGCCUUCAGCAUGGGCAUAGCCAACAGCCGCUCCUGGCGCGUGUGGGAAUUCAACAGCCAGAGCAUCGCCGUCAUGUACAUUGGACUUUGGGAAACUUAUUACGUCGAAACCUUUAACGUGACCGGCCUGAACCUGAAUGUGUCCGUGUCCGCCAAGCUCAACGCGAGCUGGGGCAUUCCGGAUGAGAUCUACUACGGCCAGGACCUGCUGCUGCUGGCCAACUUCCUGGCGCCCGUGGCCCUGGUGUUCAGCACGCUGGCCGUCUGGGCCAGCUGGACCCGCUCCCCGUACCCCCUCUUCUUCCGCUCCUGCUACAACACUGCCGCCGUCCAUCUCUUCCUCAGCUGCUUCUGCCUCACGCUCACCGUGGCCUGGAACUUCAUCGUCGACCUUUUCGGCCAAACCACCCUGGAGUUUCCACAGAAGUUUCCUGUGAGCAAAGAGAUGAUCUCCAGUAAGCGUAUCUCCUACGUGCUGCCGCUGGGCGUCCUGGCCUGCAUCUUCUCGCUCGUCGGCGCCAUUAUCUUCGUCAUGGACAGCUGCGCCAUGGAGGAGGAGAAGGAGGAGGAGCCCAAACUGUUGAUGCCAAUGGUCUGAAUGGAGGGCCCGCUCUCCGCCAUGGCUGGCAGGCACUUUCCUGAAGAAAUGUCCUGUGUACGCUUCAUAGUGUUGUUACCAUUUAGGCGUUUCAAAUAAAACAGGCUUGGCUUUCCA
Molecule: messenger RNA, 1047 nt
Organism: Myotis lucifugus (little brown bat)
Lineage: Eukaryota; Metazoa; Chordata; Mammalia; Chiroptera; Vespertilionidae
Exons: 2
Coding region: 247-930 (227 amino acids)
Source: RefSeq, a predicted model, not a curated record